AUCUCUUUCUAAUUUCUCCUUUAGCAUAAUAAUAUAACUCAUGUCUGGUAAUACUAGUUUUUGUUAAUGUGGCAACAGUUACAAGAUCACAUUAUCAUAAAUUUGAUUUCGUAUAUAUUAUGGAAUAAAAAGUAAUUAUUAUAAUUAAUUCAUAAAAUUCUUUUAUUAUUUAUAAAUGAAUAACUCAUGUGAUAUUCGUUUGUAAAACAGCGUUGCCAAAUGAUUCAAAGAAAAAUUGUGAAUGUUGUUGACUGUGCAUUUUCCUUUUUAUUAGGUUAAUUUGAUGCCAUGCUGACUCAAAUUGGUUAAAAGUCUAACAGAAGUUUAAUAAAUCCAAUAAUUUCGUGUCAAGCGAUAAUCUUUUAAUUAUUUUGAUAAGAAGAUCUUUAUAUUAUUUUAUAUGUCAAGGCUUAAAUACUUCAUGUAUAUCAUGCUUUAAAAUGUUCUAAGACAAUUGGAGACUAUAAUUAACUUAUUCAAUCUUAUAUAAGGAGUAAAUGCAUUACACGGAAACAUGUUUGGGACUUUGCGCAAUAAAUUUCAAAUCGUACAAGAAGGCUUAUCUGCAAGUAUAAGAGGUUUAACAGUGAUAGAAAAUCCUAACCAGAAAAAGACUAUUAAAUCAAGAAAUGUUAAUUAUGAUGCAGGUGCAGAUGUUUUACAUUAUUUUCAGUUACAAUGGAAUGAAUUACAUGAAUUGGCAGAAGUAAAUGCAGCUAAAGCUCAAGAAGUUGAUACUCUUAUUACUAACGUUUAUGGUAAAUUGGAAUAUGAAUGGAACAAUAUAACAUAUUUAAACAAUACUUUAGCUAUAAUUCCUCAAAUAAAUAAUGAAAUUCAAAAUCUUAUGGAUCAAAUAGGAACACUUGAAGAAAUGUUCGAAGAAGUCGAAGAAGCAUUGUAUAAAUUAGAAGAUCUAAAUGAAAUGAUAGAUUUACAGAGCAGACAACUGGAUCACAGAUUUCAGUUGGCUUUAUAUAAAGAAAAAAGGUUAUCAGAAAUCAAUUCUGUAAAAGCAAAAUUAGCAAAUGAACAUAUUGACAGAGUAUCAAAACAUGAACAGAAGCAACAAUUAAUGUUGAAGGAACGACAAGAAACUUUUGAUGAAGUAUUUAAAGGAGAAUUAGAAGCUUAUAAAGCAACAGGAUAUAUACCUAAAAUACCAACAACUAAGGAAGGUCCAUCUUUGGAUGAAAUAGUAUUGGAUGUAGAUUCGCAAAUGUUUGAUGAAUUCUUAGAGAAUUGAAAAUUCAUUAAGACCUUAUCAAUAAGAUUUCUUUUCCCAUUCUUUUUUUUUUACUCAAUUAAAUGCAUUAUAUUAUUUAUUUGUCUUAUUAAUUAUUAUAUAACUAUUUGUUUUUUUAGGAAAGAAUAAUAUUUGUUUUUAUUAUAUAUAUAUAUAUAUAUCUUCAUUAAUAUGUAUAUGUGACAAUUAAAUUGACUUUGACAUUGCAUUUUAUUAAUCACUUGCGCUGGAAAAACGUGCUACGCACGUCGAUAUGUGUUUGUCUCAAAAUAAUCAACGACGUAUUGUACACGUCGAUAUAACGGAAAUAAAAAAAAAACGUGUAUAGCACGUCGACUCAGAUCAUAGUCGGAGUACAAUUUCGAAGUGUACCGCGUAACGUGGAGUUAUCAAUAUAGUUUCUCAAAUAGAUAUGCGUAGUUUAAAAUUCUUACAAUUCACAAUACAUUUUCUUAUAUGCUAAUUAAAUCAAAUAAUACAUUUAUUUUAUAUUAAUAAUUUCAAUUAAUAUUGUAAAAUGAAGAGCGACAAUAGUGAACUUAGUGAUAUUAUUUUGACAAAUACAAAAAGAAAACGAUUAAUUAAAAUAAAUAGUGAAGAUAGUAUUAGUGAUUGUGAUUCUGAUAAAAUUGUUUUUCCAUUUCGAAAGCGAUGUAAAAUCAUAUUUGAUGACAAGGAAAAAAGUAGAAAUGAAGAUUGUGAAAUUAAUCUUACAUCUAAGGAAUGGAUACGAAAAGACGCUGAAAAUAAAAUGAGAAUAUGAAUAUAUUCAUGAAAUUCUGAGGUAAAUAUACUAUACUCCGUUCAAUGAGUCGAGUCAAUACAAAUAAACAAACAUGCGUGAUCGGGACAGGAUCGUAUUUAUUAACUUUCAGAUCUUGCAUCACCUUUGGAUGGGAUUCUCAUAAUGAAGUAAUUUCCGCAAAAGUUUUGUAAUGACUUAUGUAUUUUCGUUCCUGAAUAUUACAAAUGACUAUCGUUUGACCAGCCAAUAGCUGAUGUCCAUAUCAUCUAUCACGUGCUUAGCACGUAAAUGUUUUGUUCGUUUCUACUUACUCGACUCGUUGAACGAAUUAUAGGACAUAUCUGUGUAAAAUUAUUUGUAUAAGAUUCUACAGAGAUUUCAAGUAACGCUAGUUACGCUGGUACGUGCAUUUAUGAAAUAAUUGUCAGUGCAAGUGAUUAAAUAAAUAAAUAAAUAAAUAAAAUAAUAUUAACAUGUUCCGUGCCGCGUGGGACGUAUACGCUAAAUUAGUUAAACAGGAACGUCUUAAAUUAGUUCGCAGUCAAUAUUAUAUAUAAAUAAAUGUUAUACGGAUAUAUAAAUAUUUUCAGAAACGAUAAAUACAAUUAGCGUUGCCUGUAUGUACUUUUAUGAACUUACAUCAUUGAACCAUCGUUACGUACAAGCGACUCCAGAUGGCACUUCUUUCUCAUAUAUGUGUAUCAAGAUAUAAUAUGACGCCAUACAAGCUUCUCAUUCUGGUCAGAUGUACCGAUAAAGUCGAAUGAAAUCAAGUUUUUAUAAGAUAUAAAUAAAUUGAGAUAAACAUAGAUACUAAACCAAUGUAAAAUAUGUUAAACCGCAUAAAAAAGAAGGAUUAUUAUUAUGAUAAAUUACACAGAGGUUUUGUUAAUGUAUGUAUGGCGGCAACAGUAGUAACUGGAACACUUGUGUUAUAUUCAGCGUAUCUCUUUUUUACACGUACUGUACCAGAAAAUAGAUUACAAAUGGAAAAAAAAGAAAAAGAACUUUUAAGUGAAGGAAUGGACUUAGAAGACACUGUAUCUACAUAAUAUUAAAAUAUGAUUAAAAUGUAGACAAUCAAGGAAAGUGUUACUUUUGUAGUUUAGGCACCGUCCACUUUAAGUCCUCUUUUUUCUGCAAACAUAAAAAGUAGGAUAUGAAAUAUAUUUGUUAUCGUUGGAAUAUUUGUAAAACUAAAGAAUUUUUAGGUGACUUGUAGAUUAGUGCCAUAUAUUUUUUAAGUAUUCGAACAAAAGAUAUUACUUGUACCAAUUUCAUGCAAUAAUAAUUUUCAAAAGUAUAUUUCAUAAUGUAAUCUAAUAAUAAUAAAAUGAUUGAAACUGUAA
Messenger RNA from Vespa crabro (European hornet), 3340 nucleotides. RefSeq names its product dysbindin protein homolog (gene Dysb). The transcript has 9 exons. NCBI's taxonomy places the organism in Eukaryota, Metazoa, Arthropoda, Insecta, Hymenoptera, Vespidae. Gene Ontology annotation, biological process: negative regulation of protein kinase activity. Gene Ontology annotation, cellular component: cytoplasm. Bases 515 to 1246 code for a protein of 243 amino acids. The record is from RefSeq and is a predicted model, not a curated record.